Malaya genurostris is the source of this 1503-nucleotide messenger RNA. RefSeq names its product UDP-N-acetylglucosamine transporter (gene Ugalt). Lineage: Eukaryota; Metazoa; Arthropoda; Insecta; Diptera; Culicidae. Bases 249 to 1310 code for a protein of 353 amino acids. Gene Ontology annotation, molecular function: UDP-galactose transmembrane transporter activity. The transcript has 3 exons. Gene Ontology annotation, biological process: pyrimidine nucleotide-sugar transmembrane transport. The record is from RefSeq and is a predicted model, not a curated record. Gene Ontology annotation, cellular component: Golgi membrane.
AAAAAAGAACAAAAUUAACGAUUCUGUCAACGUAAUCAAAAAUUCAAGAAAGAGUCCAGUCGACUCCUACGCGUAUCAGUUUUAUUCGAGUAACGUCUUAUUUCCUUCCGUUUAUCGUUAUCAGCACACCGGGAGCGGGCGGCUAGUGCUUGAAUGUGCUAUCUGCAUUGAAGACAAAUGGAUACACUUCGGGCUCAACCAACCGUUUGAUUCAAUCAAAGAAGACUGAAAUAGUGAUAUUUGUAAAAAUGGCACCCAAAUCCAACAACAGCAAUCUGAAAUAUCUCAGCCUGGUCACACUUACGCUUCAGAAUGCAAUUCUCGGUCUCAGUAUGCGUUACGCCCGGACCCGAUCCGGUGACAUGUUUCUCAGUUCGACGGCCGUCGUGAUGGCCGAGGUGGUCAAACUCGGUACCAGUUUGGUGCUGGUUUUCCUAGAGGAAGGCAAAAGUUUCCCCCGGUUCAGGGGCAUCCUGCACAGCACGAUCGUCAAGCAACCGUUCGACACGCUGAAAAUCUGUGUACCCUCGUUUGUGUACAUCGUCCAGAACAAUCUGCUGUACGUGGCUGCAUCGCAUCUGGAUGCAGCCACCUAUCAGGUCACGUACCAGCUGAAGAUUCUGACUACGGCAGUGUUUGCGGUGAUCAUACUGCGGAAGAAACUGUUUCCCUCGCAGUGGGCAGCGCUGGUGGCUCUGGUGGUUGGAGUGGCCUUCGUGCAGUUGGCACAAACGGUUCCCGCUGGUGAGGCUGCAUCGCGACAGCAACACAUGCCAGGUGAACCUGAUCAAAACCGUCUGCUCGGUUUUGCGGCAGCCGUUGGUGCUUGCUUUAUGUCCGGUUUCGCUGGGAUUUUCUUCGAAAAGAUGCUGAAGGGGGCAGACAUUUCGAUCUGGAUGCGAAACAUUCAACUGAGCCUGCUCAGCCUCCCGUUCGGGUUGCUGACCUGCAUCGUUAACGAUGGCUCCAAACUGACGGCCAACGGAUUCUUCUUCGGGUACGACGGAUUCAUUUGCUACCUGAUUGCACUGCAGGCUGGCGGAGGUUUAAUCGUUGCGGUAGUGGUUAAGUAUGCCGACAACAUUCUCAAAGGCUUUGCCACCUCGCUAGCGAUCAUCAUUUCCUGUGUGGCGUCGAUGUAUCUGUUCGAUUUCCACCUGACGCUGCUGUUCACCGUCGGUGCUGCACUGGUUAUCGGGUCCAUCUUUCUGUACGGGUAUGAUCCGAACAGCAAAACAGCCGGCAAGCACAAAAUCAUCAAAUUACACCCGGAUCCGGACCAGGAGCGGUUACUGGCGGAAAAGGUUUAAACCGGCGUCGGCAACGAUUCAUCGAAUAUGAAAAGUAUUUUUUUUUGCUUUAGUUUUAAUGUUUUAUUCUCUGUUAGGUCGACAAUUCGAAAUGCAAUCUUGAAGCGAACAAGUUCUCGUUACUUAAGCAAUCAGCGUUUAUUUAUUCGAAAGGUAUCAAUAAAUAUUGACUUUACUUUCCUGUGGUGUUGAA